AAAUAUGUGUAGAAGUGAUGACCCAGUGAUGAACCUAAAUUACCAAUAAUGUCCGGAGAUAUUAAGAGGAUCAGGGCUCCAGCACCCCUUCCAUCAACUGAACUAUGUACUAAAUGCCCCUGUUGCAAUGGAUCCACCAAGAACUCCUACCUACUCCCUUGUCUUCACUGUAUCUGUAAACCAUGCAUCAGGAGAAUUGAUCUGUUCUUGAGAAAGCUGAGAAGCAAGGAGACUCGAAAUGGAGAAAAUUUAUUGGGAUGGUUUCUUUGCCCGGUUUGCCAUUCAAGCUAUCCUGUAUCAAGAUUUGGAUUUGGAAACUUUCAAUGCGGAUCAACUUCAUUUCCUGGUUCCCCGAGUUUCCAAACCUCAUCAUUAUCAUCAACAUCUAGUUCUCCUAGGUCACUUAGUUCUCCUAGUUCUCCUAGUUCUUCAUCAUCUUGUAUCUGUCCUGUUCAUCAUAUCCCUACAACACAAUACUGCCACAAUUGCAGCGUGUCAGUGUGUGGAGCUUGUUUGAAAACCAAACAUAUGGAUCAUUUUAUACAGGACUUAAAUGCUAUGAGCGCUCAUCUUUAUCAAACUCUAAGGGGAGCCAUGUUGGAAAUCCGAGACAGGGUGAAUCAUAUUGAUGGCAGCAUUGAACAGAUCCGCGCUGCAAGGAAAUCAGAGUGGAGUGGUAAAAAGAAAUCUAGAAAAGAGGUUUCCUCUUUUUAUGAGGGAUAUGUAAACAGUGUCAGACAACAAAAGGAUAGACAGAAAGAUCCGGAUUUCGAAAGACGAGAAAACCUUCUUCUUCGAGAAGAAAUAGAACUGGAGCAGUACAAGAUAGAUCUGGAGUUGCUCUGCUCUCAAAUAAAGUUUAUUCUGGAGGAACGAAAAGGAAAUGAGAUUGCUCGUCUCAUGAUACCCUUGGCCAAGAGAUUAGAAGCAUUAAGCGAAAAGUUAUUUGCAACUGGAUCUGCUUUAACUAAUAGGCUUGAGUUUGUACCAAAAACUUUGACAGAUACUAAUGGAGUUUCUGGAUCUGCUUCAGCUUGCACAAUAUCUUCAUCAACAUCACAUGCUGAUAUAUCUUCAACGCUAUAUGAAAAGGUGCUCUGCUCAAUACCUUUGAUUCUGGCAGAUGAAAAUGGAAUGAGGCUUUAUGUUGACAAGGAUCCGGAUAUUCUGUGCAAUCUUCUUGUGUUCCCAACUGUUGGUGUGACCCACGAGGUUGAUGUGAAACUGAGUAGAAGGAAUGGAUCUGAUUGGCUGCUCCGGUUUACCCCACCGUGCCACGGUAUCGCACUACUAACUGUCAAGUUACACGGAGAACAUGUGAAGAAUAGUCCAUACACUCUAACCAUUCAACAACUUUCUUUAGAUAUUGCAACCGUCUAGUGAUUCAUGUGAUAUUUAUAAAUAAAUUGUUUUGUUUCAAUUUAAUGAGAAAAAGCUAUUUU
Molecule: messenger RNA, 1442 nt
Organism: Eurytemora carolleeae
Lineage: Eukaryota; Metazoa; Arthropoda; Copepoda; Calanoida; Temoridae
Product: tripartite motif-containing protein 3
Exons: 17
Coding region: 49-1380 (443 amino acids)
Molecular function (GO): zinc ion binding
Source: RefSeq, a predicted model, not a curated record